AUGACUGAUUUAUUCUUCAGUAGGGCAUGCUCUCCAAGCAGCGCUGGAAAUCUUGCCAUCAAAUCCGACGGCGGUAUUGAUAGCGACCUCGUCGGUGGUCUUCGCAGUGGACGUGGUGCGAGCGGUAGCAGGCUGUCUGACAACGAGAAGCUUCUACUGCAUAACUUUCUCCUUCAUUGCAAACUACCCGAACGCAAGGCAGACAAGCUUUACCUUGAACAUGCAACUGCACUAGUUUCGGUUAGCAACAGAGUUGUUGACACUCUUCAACGCGCCUUCAACAAGUACUAUGUCGACAAGGAGCCACCGGAGUCGAUCUACAUUGUCUUUAUUCGAAUACCAGCCGGGAAAUUUUUGUUCGAGUGGGCCAUUCCUGACGACUUUGUGGUCCACUCUGUGUCGAUCAAGACCUUAUUAGAUCGUGGACUCACGCUGAAGAACUUCCUAAUAGGCCAAAGGUUGCCACCCACUGCCGAGUUGUGUCACGGAAUGGCAUAUGAUACUUUCCCCACCAAUUCCGACGCCUGGGAAAUCGGAUUGGCUCUGGGCUUCCUUGUGAGGCCAUUCGGAGCGAGGGCACCUUCUUGCUGGAUCGCCAGCCAACUCUUUUGGGACCUCAUCCAAGGCUUGUCUUGGGAGACCCUGAAAGACCUGGGCAUUCCUCAAUCCGUGACAAUUGUUUCCCGAGGUGGUGAAUUGGGUCAUGUGGCCCUUUCUUUCUUCGAGCAGGUAACCGAUGGCAUUGAGACAUGUUUAGACUGGUGGUUACUGGACGACCGCUUCGUGCUGGCUUUUGAGGAAUACAAGCUUUGGCGAGAUCUAAAAGAGGAGAGAAUACUGGAUGCUUGUAACUAUCUCUAUUUGAUACUUCCUUCUCGCGGCUUCGAGUUGGCGGAAGCCAGCUUUGAGCGAGAGCAGACAAGGUUCAUGGCCGAAGUUGAAGCUGCAGCUAUCAAGAUUGGUUUAUAA
Messenger RNA from Metarhizium robertsii ARSEF 23, 969 nucleotides. RefSeq lists its product as uncharacterized. The transcript has 2 exons. The record is from RefSeq and is a predicted model, not a curated record. NCBI's taxonomy places the organism in Eukaryota, Fungi, Ascomycota, Sordariomycetes, Hypocreales, Clavicipitaceae. The coding region runs from base 1 to 969 and encodes 322 amino acids.